UCCUCUACAGUAACUUAGGUGCACCAUCUAUGGCUCUGACGAACAAAAUGGCGGACGCCUCGGUGGAGAUCGUGGAGGGCUGCCGUCUUCCUGUGCUCCGAAGAAAUCAGGAAAAUGAAGACGAGUGGCCGUUGGCUGAAAUUCUCAGCGUCAGAGAUACCCUUGGGAGAAAGCUCUACUAUGUUCACUAUGUUGACUUUAACAAGCGUCUGGAUGAAUGGGUCACUCCAGACCGGCUGGACAUGAAAAAGCUCCAGUUCCCAAAGAAGGAGGCAAAGACACCCACGAAGAAUGGUCUGCCUGGGUCUCGGCCCAGCUCACCAGAUAGAGACGUGAGGAAGAGUCUAGAUCUCAACGUUCAGUCUGCUUCAGCUCCUUCCAGAGGCAAAACCCUUCCCACUCCGAAGAGAAAAGCUGAGUCUGUCUCUUUGGCAUCUCAAGUUUCUGCUGUGACGUCAGUGCCUUCGCUUCCCAGCUCUGCAGAGGCCUCGCAGGCGUCUGUGUACCCAGCAGUCCGAGAAGCUUUCAGCAACAAAUCCAGAGAGGACGAACAGCUCACCUCCAUCACCACGAAUGGCACAACGAGGCGUAUUCUCCCAUCUCAGCCUGGCAGGAAGAGGAAGAAUUGCGGUACAGAUGAGAUGAUAAAGGUAUUCCAGUAUAACAGCCCUCGCAACGCCAGUGGCUGUCUGCCGCCAGGAGAGGACUCUCAGGACAGCUCGGACGGAAUCCCGUCAGCACCCCGUAUGACUGGCAGUUUGGUGUCGGACCGCAGCCAUGAUGACAUUGUUACGCGCAUGAAGAACAUUGACUGCAUCGAGCUGGGUCGUCACCGGCUCAAGCCCUGGUAUUUCUCACCGUACCCACAGGAGCUGACCUCUCUUCCCAUCCUCUACCUCUGCGAGUUCUGCCUCAAGUUCCUCAAGAGCCUCAAGUGUCUGCAGCGGCAUCUGACAAAGUGCAACCUCCGGCAUCCUCCAGGAAAUGAGAUCUACCGCAAAGGGACCAUCUCCUUCUUUGAAAUUGACGGGAGGAAAAACAAGACAUACUCCCAGAACUUGUGUUUAUUAGCAAAAUGCUUCCUGGACCACAAGACCCUGUACUAUGACACAGACCCCUUCCUCUUCUACGUUAUGACCGAGUACGACUCCAAGGGCUUCCACAUUGUUGGCUACUUCUCUAAGGAAAAAGAAUCAACAGAAGAUUAUAAUGUGGCCUGUAUUUUGACGCUACCACCAUAUCAGAGGAGAGGCUAUGGCAAACUGCUAAUUGAGUUCAGUUAUGAGCUUUCUAAGGUUGAGGGCAAGACGGGUACCCCAGAGAAGCCUCUGUCUGAUCUGGGUCUGCUGUCUUACCGUUCCUACUGGUCUCAGACCAUCCUGGAAAUACUCAUGGACCUCAAAUCAGACAAUGGGGAACGACCGCAAAUCACAAUCAAUGAAAUUAGCGAGAUAACCAGUGUAAAGAAGGAGGAUGUAAUAUCAACUUUGCAGUAUCUCAACCUCAUCAAUUACUACAAGGGUCAGUAUAUUCUCACUCUCUCAGAGGACAUUGUAGAGGGUCAUGAACGUGCCAUGCAGAAGCGCCACCUUCGCAUCGACCCCAAAUGCCUGCAUUUCACCCCAAAAGACUGGAGCAAAAGGGGCAAGUGGUAGAGACAUGCUACACUGUUGGACCUCUGGCCCACAAGCUUGGAGACUUGGAGGAAUUGAAACUGUUAGACCCUUGAUUAGAAGACUUUUAUGACAGAAAAAUGACAGAAAAAUGUUUUUUGAUUGCCCAGUGUUCCAGUGAUGGUGCUUACGUGACCAGCAGUCAUAAUCAGAUUUGUCUUCAUGUGCCAUUUUUUACUUUUGCUCAAGAUCAGAAGAUCUUCAUCUCUCGGCUCUCUUGUUACUGGGUUUUUCUGUCUCUCCUCCUCAUCACUCCUUUUAUUUGUCCACUCAAGUCUUGAUUAAUAGGUUAUAGUCUGCUUGAUUAAAAGGCUAUUAAAGCUGCACUAUGUAAGUUUUGGGGAUUUGGAGACCUUACUAGUAGAAAUGUGUAACUGCAGGCAGUGUGCAGAACACUUUCUAACAUCACUUGUGCUUCGUACCCCUUCCCAGAGCGGAUGAAUUUGAUUGCGAACGAGUAUUCAACAAAAACCGUGUAAGAACUUCGUGAACUUGAUGUUGUCACCAUAUCUUCAUCAGUAUAAUGUUGACUUUGCAUUUGAGACCUAAACAUGUAGGCGGACCUUCUUUUUGAGCCUGUGUUGGACGAUGUGGUCUGGAAAACGGACACCUCUGACUUGAAAUUAUUGCUUUAGACUUUACGGGGAGACGUUUUCUCCUGGUUUAAUGUUGCUACUUCAGUUUUAAUAAAAAAAAUUACAUAGUGCAGCUUUUAACAAAUCAGAAGCAGUAUCUGGUCAGCAACCAGUAGAUUCUACAGAACCACCAUCUCUACAUCAUUUGUCACUCUUUCUUUUUGUAAAAAUUACAUUUUUUUAAAUGUUAAUGCAUCUAUAUGUGGGGGGAAUUCAAAACUGCAUGGAAACUUCUAGAACAUAAGCCAUGUUAAACGUACAUGAAUGUAAAUUGGCAUACUUGUACAGUUGUCAGUGAAUGAUUAAAAAAAAGUGUGAACUAUCAAA
Messenger RNA from Colossoma macropomum (tambaqui), 2635 nucleotides. RefSeq names its product histone acetyltransferase KAT5-like. Gene Ontology annotation, molecular function: histone acetyltransferase activity. Bases 30 to 1655 code for a protein of 541 amino acids. Lineage: Eukaryota; Metazoa; Chordata; Actinopteri; Characiformes; Serrasalmidae. The transcript has 15 exons. The record is from RefSeq and is a predicted model, not a curated record. Gene Ontology annotation, biological process: regulation of DNA-templated transcription.